UUAUUUGUGCGCGAUGAAACGUCUUUUCUCGCACUCACUCCUCGCCGGAUCGUGGAGAGUUCCGUUUCGCAAUGGGCAUGCGCCGUAGCGACUUCCGUUCGGCGCGCCGAUGCAGCGUGUAGGCGCCUGUCCCAGGCCGAAAAAACACGAUUUAUCCCACAUUCCAUUAAAGUUAAAAGCCGAAGCUCUGUAAUGGCCAGAGAAACAAACCCAAAGGUAGAAGAGUACAAAGAAAGACUUAAAAAAGAAGCAGAGGAGUUGGUUUUGCACAAAUUUCCUGAGAAGAUACUGGAACUGGAAACCUUGCUAAAAACAGAUAAAUUUUCGAAGACAGACCUCACAGCUGUACAUGUGGACAUCAACAUUCCAGUGCCUGAACCCCCAUUUAUCAACCACGAGGCUGAUUUGCCCACAGCGAAAAAAAGACGACUUGAAACCCUUGAAAAUGAAAUCACAG
Messenger RNA from Rhipicephalus sanguineus (brown dog tick), 457 nucleotides. RefSeq names its product proteasome activator complex subunit 3. The record is from RefSeq and is a predicted model, not a curated record. Gene Ontology annotation, molecular function: endopeptidase activator activity. Gene Ontology annotation, biological process: positive regulation of endopeptidase activity; regulation of proteasomal protein catabolic process; regulation of G1/S transition of mitotic cell cycle. Gene Ontology annotation, cellular component: proteasome activator complex; nucleoplasm; cytoplasm. Lineage: Eukaryota; Metazoa; Arthropoda; Arachnida; Ixodida; Ixodidae.